CUCCUCCCAUCCAUGCUGGACUUUUGCCUGCCUUGAUCGUGUACAGGUCUUGUGUGCACAGUCACAGCCGCAAUGAAUGAAGCGUCAUCCCUGUCACCUCUGGAAAGCCCUGUUUCUUCCGAGUACCGCUGGCCUGCGGUGCUGGCUCAUUCCACAUUGUGAAAUAAGACGAUCUGAACCUUGCACAGCCAGUCUUUGAGAUCACCUUCCCCAUUACCAGAAGGGCAGAAUGGGUCACAGACUGGGCUUAACUCGAGCCUAUCCCCCUGCCUCAGCCUCCCGAAUUCUGGGAUCGCAGGUAUGCACCACCACGCCUGGGUCAGUCUCCGGAAACCAUCAUCAUAGGCUGCGGGGAGCGAGAGGGGAGCCGUGGUCGGUGGUCCUGGCGCGAUGGAGGCUUUGCAGCAAGACCAACCUGUUGUGGGCUUGAACCCCAGGACGGAUCUGGAAGAAGAGCCUUCCUGCACGGUGGUGGACCCCUGCGCUGACACGAGCCCCCCGGUGGGGGUGGACUUGGGACUGCCACAAACCCAGGAGGCGGCUCCGACUGUGCCUCAGAUGGGCUUGGUGACAGAGCCCCUGCAGCGCCCACUUCCCCAACACCCGGAGGAGGAAAAGGAGCCGGAGGAGGAAAAGGAGCCGAGGGGCGCCGAACCCGGAGUGGAGCCUCCCGGCCGCGUCAGACCCAUAUACUCCGGGAGUUUUUCUGACCGGACGCCUUGCUGGCCAAGUGCAGGAAAAGUUAAGCCAGUUGGAGACAGAGUUGCAACCUGUUUGACUGAAAAACUUCCCAGGCUUAUUACUCCUCCUGAGGCUAAAAAGUAUUUCAACUUCAGAUACCCACCUCCUGGAGCGGAGCGGGUAUUUUACGGCAGAGCCAGUGACCCCCAGAUUGCACCUUGCUUGACACAUGGAAUAAGAUCUAAAGUUUCAGUGCAGGUGAGAACACUAGUAAACCCUCAGCCCAUUACUAAAUUCCAACAGAAAAUUAAAGACAAAAAAGAAUCUAUAUAUUUUAGCAAUCAAUGGGCACCAUUGGGAAAGUCUCAUGAUCAAACACCAGGAUUACCUAAAGGACUGGAUGUAAUCAACACGACAUUUGGGACACCGAUCAUCAGAGCCUACUCAAACUUUCACAACCUCCCCAAAUCCUACCACAUUUGUUAUUUGGUAUUUAAAGAAGGAAAGGAAGGACACGACCUUUAUGUUGUCUCUCACCAUGAUUAUUUUGCUGGAGAAGCAAAGAACAGAAAGUAUAACCCAGCGAGUUUCCAUAGGUUUGACUUGUAUGGAGUUCCGACGACACAUUUUAAUGAUGGACGUACCAUGGCCAAAACUUUACAUUGGCUCCAUGAACUGCAAAUGAAAAAAGGAGCUAAAAUUGUAUCCAAGAGAGUCGAUGACUUCAAAGAAAAGUUUCAACAUAAACUUGGAAAAGUUUUAGAUCCCAUUGCAGAAACGAUGAACGUCCCCCCAGACCACACAUUUGGAGCAUGUCUCCAGCCUGAGGAAUAUGGAGCUGGUGACCUCAUCCACAACAGACCCUCAGGUGAAUGCCUUCGAGGGACAGAUCGACAGCGGGCCCUGAUUGCAGCUGCUCGCCACCACUUGAAGAAGUUCAAUCACCAGCACUUUGACACUUUGCUGGAGGCCUUCAGGCACUAUGACAAGAAGGGAGAUGGGCUGAUAGACAGAGAAGAGCUGCAAGAAGCUUGUGACCAGGCCAACCUGCACCUGGACGAGACGCUCCUGGACCGGCUGCUCGACUACUGUGACGUGGAUCGCGAUGGCCUGCUUAACUACCUGGAAUUUGCCAAUUUCCUUAGCUGGAAAGACAAAGUACCUCUGAGAGAGUAUGAAAAGAGGGUCGUUAUCAGAGGCAGAAAACCAAACUGUGCAAACACUACUGAAGCUACUGUGAGAGACACCGAGCCAACUCUCCUGAUAAAGCCAGAAGACAUCGUCCCAAAAGAACCCGGGAGCUCCGAAGAGACUCUCCGCACACUCCUGAGACCAAGUGACAGAGUCUCUAAGCACUAUACGACAACUUCUUCUGAGAUCAACGCAGUCGUCGGAGCUGUUCCUGCUGUCUGUUACCCCAUCUAUGGCGUUCCAACUGUUCGGUCGGAUAUUCCCGCUCCCCGGAUUCGUCGCGUCAGUGACAUGAAUAAUUACGGAGAGGAGGGCAAUGCGUACUCAUUGCUGUACCCAUCCAUCUUCUCCCAGAAGGGAGUGUUUGAGAGAGACUUCUUCAGGACCAGAUCGAAGGAAGAGAUUUCAGAAAUAUUAACUAACAUUGGAGUCAAGCUUUCUGAAGAAGAAUUUGAAAAUGUGUGGAAUCUUGCAUCAAAAAAACACCAAGGAGGAGAAGUCUCUGUCGAGACCAUCAGGAACGUUCUUGAUGAACUAGAGCAUGCGGACAGGGCCAAGCAUAAAGCAUGUGAUAAUUUGGGAAUGCAACGAUUUAAACAACAGAAUCACUAA
Messenger RNA from Nannospalax galili (Upper Galilee mountains blind mole rat), 2484 nucleotides. RefSeq names its product EF-hand domain family member B (gene Efhb). The record is from RefSeq and is a predicted model, not a curated record. Bases 391 to 2484 code for a protein of 697 amino acids. NCBI's taxonomy places the organism in Eukaryota, Metazoa, Chordata, Mammalia, Rodentia, Spalacidae. The transcript has 16 exons. Gene Ontology annotation, molecular function: calcium ion binding.